CGCACCGAUCAGUUGAGCCGUGAUAUCCGUAGCGCGCGUACUUACACACGAAAUAUCGCUGUAUAGUUUACUACAUAUACGUACAUACAAUACAUAUAUGUAUAUAUAUGUGUACAUAUGUAUAGAUAUAUAUGUAUAUAUAUUAACACCAUAUAAAUACCGAAUAACCGAAUCGUCUAUCCCGAAUCUCCCUAGUCUCGAUAGUUGUACAAAAAGAGAAGUAAUAAUUGAAAGAAAGAAGAGAACGGAACGAAACUAAAAACAAAACAAAACAAUAGAAAAAAUCGCACGCAUCUAAUCAUCUCGUUAUCUAAAUCACCGUUGCUGCCGUUGAAUGUUUUUCUUCGACGUAUAACGAAUUCUCUGUUGCAACGAGAGUGACUCUUCGACUGUCACCUUGAUAAUAACUGUCUGCAGUAACGCACGACGAAGACAACGACGGAGACGAAGACGACAGUUGAACUUGAUGAAUAAAUAAAUAAGGAAUUAAUUUGAAAAAAAAGGCCGCGCGUAAACGUGAAACGCGGCUUAUCCUCGAAUCAGUAGAUUCGAAGACAAUUCUUCGCUGGGGUGGGCAGGUAUUGUCAUUAUUCGGUAAAUUGGACGUCGCUAACGCGCGUAAACAUUAACGAAACGUGUUCCUACGCAUCGUGGAACGUCGUCCCGCGGCCGUAUUGUAAAAAUAAUAAAAACAUAAUUACAAUGUGUGAUAAUACUAACACGACGACGCAAAGUAUAGCGGACUAUCUUUCACAGUUACUAAAAGAUAGGAAGCAAUUAGCCGCUUUCCCUAACGUCUUCAUACACGUAGAACGCCUACUAGAUGAAGAAAUUGCGAAGGUUCGAGCCAGCCUCUUCCAGAUCAGUGGAGUAAAAAAGGAACCGCUGAUAUUGCCAGAACCAGAAGGAGACGUCACAACACUCACAGAAAAGGUCUAUGUGCCGGUCAAAGAACACCCAGACUUCAACUUCGUCGGGAGGAUUCUGGGACCACGUGGUAUGACGGCUAAGCAGCUCGAACAGGAGACUGGAUGCAAAAUCAUGGUUCGGGGAAAAGGUUCAAUGCGAGACAAAAAGAAGGAGGAACAAAACCGAGGUAAACCAAAUUGGGAACACCUAACAGACGAGCUGCACGUUUUACUGACGGUAGAAGAUACAGAGAAUCGAGCAACCCUCAAACUCGCACGUGCCGUUGAAGAAGUCAGGAAGCUACUCGUACCCCAGGCUGAUGGUGAGGACGAGCUGAAGAAAAGGCAGCUCAUGGAGCUUGCCAUAAUAAACGGAACUUAUCGUGACUCCAACACGAAGGUUGCUGCUGCUGCAGCCUGUGACGAGGAAUGGAGGCGCGUCGCGCAAGCGGCGGCCGAAACGCAGCGUCUUCUCCCCGGCCUGACCGCCCCGAUGAGGAAUCCCAGCACGCCCUUGGGUGCGCCGCUGAUCCUCUCCCCGAGGAUAUCGGUCCCGACGACCGCCGCCUCCCUCCUGAACGGAUCCGGACCUCCGGGGUCCUUGCUGUCCGCGGGGGAUCCUCACGGACUAAUUUACACUCCAUACGCGGAUUACGCGAACUACGCAGCACUCGCAGCAUCGCCGCUCCUCACCGAGUACGCUACAGCUGACCAUUCUGGUGGGUUGUUUGCUCGCUGACGCUAGGCUUCGGCUGAAUUACAUACAUUACAUAUAUAUAAUCCAUGCGGAGCGUAUAUCUGCAAAGAGAUAUUAUUAUUAUUAUUAUUAUUAUUACUAUUAUUAUUGUCAUUAAUUUUCAUUGUUGUUAGUUGUAAUGUUAUCACCGAAGCAUAUAGCGCAGAUUAUUACUAUAUUAACACUACGAUGACGAAGAUUAUUAUUAUUAUUAUUAUUAUUAUUAUUUUUUACUAUUAUUAAUAUUAUAUAAUGAUAUUUUUCGAUAAUCGGCUUCUUUUCAUACGUAGAAUAUUAUUGUUAUCGUUGUUAUACGUAAUAUUUUUAUUCUUAGAUUUUAGUUGUCUGUAGAAAGAAAAUAGCUGAAUCAGUCAUUUACUAGUCGAGUCCGUUCUGAUAUAGCAACAGAAUUUUUAGCGUAACAUAUAUAAUAUAAAGAAGAUAUAUUUUUCACGUUUUAUUUUCUUUUCUUUUCUUUUCUUUUUUUUUUUAUUUCAUCUUUUCUAUUUUAAAUCUCGUUUUGUUUACUACUUAUUUUCGUUUUUGUCUUAAACAUCACGUACAUCGGUUUUUAUUUUUAGCAACAACAUGACAUUGAGGUUGGAAGAGUUUAGAUUUUUUAGACGAUUUAGCUGAAGUUAUUAAUUAUUAUUAUUAUUGUUAUUAUUGUAAAUGUGUCGCGGGUUGAAAAAAAAAAAAAAUGUAUGUAUACUAGUCCAAAAAGUUUUUUAUGGUAGACGAAGAUUUAUACCUCGGUGGUCUUGUUAAAUUUAUGAUAUUGAAAUAUCGUCAUUUCUUGUAUUCAUCAUAAAACUGAACGGUAAUUACUUUUCAUCACCUCUGGUGAUAUAAGAAAUGUAUUGGUUUCGGUCGAAAAUUACUUUGUCUAAUUUCAACGAAUCUUUACGUUUUCGAACGUCUAGUAUCCGAAAAAAGUUUUACUUUUUUGGACAGACCUUUCGCUUUUCAUGGUAAUGAAAAUUAUCGUGUAUUUUUUUAUACACAGAUCGGCAUCAGGCCAAAAAGAGUCAAAAUAAUCAACGUCACAUUUAAUACCUAGCUAGAAGAAAACUUUGUAACUCGAGUUUUUGAGUUGCGUAAAUUAUUAGUUUGGUUUUUUUUUUUCUUCUCUUUCUACUUUUUGCAUAAAUUUUUCGAGCUUCGUACGCGUUGACCCAAGUGAAAUUAAAUCAUUCCAAGUGACUAAAUAAAAGUAAAAUCGUAGAAAAAUAUUUUUGCUAACAAUAACAGCAAUACAUUGCCAUGUUGUUUAUCGUCUUGCCGGUGUACAGAAAUGAAAAAAAUUUUUUGGUACUAGUAUAGAUUAUAUUACGAAUCGCAUAGAGUAUUUUAAAUCGCAGGCUAAAUAGGUCAGUGUGUAUAGGAAAAGCGUAGGAAAAAAGUAAGAAAAAAACUGUUGAGCAGUAAAUAGCAUAUAAAGUGAAAUUUCAUUGGCAUUUUAGGUGUGUGUGUGUAUAUAGGCACACACACAAACACACACAUACAUACAUAUUACACAUAUAUAAUUUUUCUUAAGCAUAAUGUUAAAAAUAUACCCUCUAACGGAUUCUUGCAUUUCAGCGAGAUGUCCGGUUGCUCGGCGCGUUCUUGUGUACUACUCGAUGCAAUAAUCAAAGGCCAUUCAUUGUUGUGUAGUUAUUAUGAAAAGAUAUAUAUUUAUUCGCGAUAGAAUGUUAGUAAAUGUUAGUGUAUAAUAGCUUUUUCAGAUUAUCGUUAUUAUUAUCAUUACUAUUAUUUUUUCUAUCGCUAUUAAGUUAGCGUUUUAUCUUUGAAAGAGACGUACAGUUGAUAUUCUAGAAUCUAAAACUUGUAUGGAUAUUAUUUUAUACCAUUAGCUCGAAGACUAUAUAAUCCGUACUAAAAAUUUUAACAUCUAGUUACGAAGUAUUUAUGAAUAAUACGGUGAUGGUAUUGAUUGUUAGUAGAAUUCGCAUUGCAUAAUUCCUUUUUGAAAUUGUUAAUUCUUUUUCUUUUUUUUUUUUUUGCUUUUCUGUUUUAUCCUAACUUUUAUUUAUUUGUUUUUGUCCUUAUUUUUCAAUUUUUUUUUCUCGCGCUUCGCAAACUUUCGCGUUUCAUCGAAUUUUUCGGCAGUAACACUACAAUUUAUUAUACCAGUAGAAUCUCGAACAAAUCCCUAGGAUUGGUUUAACAUAUUAGAAAUAACAACUAACUUGGUCCGCCUUUCCUACAAAAACUCACUUAUAACUCGUAUUCAAACUGACAUUAUACCCUAAUAUCGUAAUCAAAUGUACUAAAUGUGUUUGAAGAAGUAUUUACAAGCCAUAUAAUACGUAUGCCGCGUCGGGAUGUUUGAACAAAUUGAUCAAUAAAGCCAACAGAAAACGAUACUCUGAUCGAAAACGUCGUUUUGCUCACCGUAAGAAUUCUCAAUGCAUUUUAUUACACUAUCGAAAGUCAAUUCGUGUUUGAUAAAAUGAAGUGUAGAUUUUUCCAUUGAUACUGAAGUAUGAUCUCGCGGAUAUUUGAACAAUUCCAAUUAUCAUCAUACGUGCAGCAAAAUGAGUAACGAAAAAGUAAUAGAAUUUCACAGCAAACAAACGAUCGAAGCAACAAACAAACUAAUCGUGUUGGAUAAUAAAAUAUUGCUUUAUUUUCCUAUCAGAUCUAAUAUUAAUAAACGGGUAAUAUCAAUUUAAUCUAAUACGCGGAUACUUUUGGUAACUAAUCAAUGGCGAUUGGUCAUGUGCUGAUUGUGUUGUACUAAAAAGAAAGAAAAAAAAAACACAAAGAUUCUAGACAGACAAUAGGAGUAGGAAAAGUUAUCCAGGGACCAAACAAAUGUUUUUGAGGACUGA
Neodiprion fabricii is the source of this 4481-nucleotide messenger RNA. It is a transcript of the gene how, whose product is annotated as protein held out wings. Gene Ontology annotation, biological process: regulation of mRNA splicing, via spliceosome. The record is from RefSeq and is a predicted model, not a curated record. Gene Ontology annotation, cellular component: nucleus. The transcript is spliced from 6 exons. The coding region runs from base 703 to 1647 and encodes 314 amino acids. Lineage: Eukaryota; Metazoa; Arthropoda; Insecta; Hymenoptera; Diprionidae. Gene Ontology annotation, molecular function: mRNA binding.